Oppiella nova is the source of this 418-nucleotide messenger RNA. The record is from the annotation of a GenBank genome assembly. NCBI's taxonomy places the organism in Eukaryota, Metazoa, Arthropoda, Arachnida, Sarcoptiformes, Oppiidae.
AAAAUAGCAAUCAAAAUAAUAUGAAUUCUACUUUUAUAGUGAUUGCUAUAAACGAUAAAAUAGCAAAAGACAAUAAUAAUGACAUUUUGGCAAAUUCUCGGCCCAAUUGGUGGCAGAAAAAAGUUGAUAAGAGACCCACUCUAGUGGUUAGUGAUGAACCCACGGGCACUGGAGUCCCGACGUGGAAAGAGAUCGAUAUGUUUAGUGCGGAUGAGAGAAGAGGACGCAGUUAUGCCUACCGGACGGACAGGACUGACAACAGUUCACUCAACGCUCAUCAAUACGUGCCUUCACUUCCAGUGUUAAUACUUUUGAAUGUUUUCUUAUUUUCAUUCAAUUCUUAUUAGAAUAGAGUCCUCUUUAUACUCAAAACAUUCAUCAAAUAUAUACCAAAUUCAUAGCCAAACAUUCAAAUGCA